Messenger RNA from Coniophora puteana RWD-64-598 SS2, 2129 nucleotides. Its product is annotated as CoA-transferase family III. The record is from RefSeq and is a predicted model, not a curated record. The coding region runs from base 207 to 1409 and encodes 400 amino acids. Gene Ontology annotation, molecular function: catalytic activity. NCBI's taxonomy places the organism in Eukaryota, Fungi, Basidiomycota, Agaricomycetes, Boletales, Coniophoraceae. The transcript has 8 exons.
AAACAUACAAAGCAGGACGGAGCGCUCAUUAAUGAACACGCGUUCUCGGCUACGCUGACAGGUUAUAUAAACAUCUAUUGUCCUGUGCGCUGCGCAGUGCGCCCGCGACUCGUUCUUGUUUCUUCAACUCUCGCUGCGCUCAGAGCGAUCUUGGACCCCCUGACGGUCCGAACCCGCCUACUGUACAUCUGCUGUCUGUAUCCGCUAUGGCUCUAUCUGGUCUCAAGGUCGUCGAGUUCGCAGGCCUCGCGCCCGGCCCCUUCGCCGGGCUCGUCCUCGCCCACCACGGCGCCUCCGUCGUCCGCAUCGACCGCCCAGGCUCCGUCUCGUCCGACAACCUGUGCUCGGGCAAAAAAUCCAUCGCACUCAACACCAAGACGCCCGCGGGCCUCGCCAUCGCCAAAAAGCUCCUCGCCGACGCCGACGUGCUGAUCGACCCGUUUCGGCCGGGCGUCCUCGAGAAGACUGGCCUUGGGCCCGAGGUGUUUUAUGACCGUGAGGACGGGAAGAGGGGCCUGAACGAUCGGCUCAUCUACGCGCGGAUAUCGGGGUUUCCGCGAGACGGGCCCCAUAAAUCCAUGGCCGGCCAUGACAUCAACUAUCUUGCCCUCAGCGGCGUCUUGUCUAUAUUGCCGGGCACGAAGGAGAAACCAGCUUUCCCGAUAAACUUAAUUGCCGACUUUGGCGGAGGCGGGAUGAUGUGCGCCAUGGGCAUCCUCCUCGCGCUCCUGUCACGCAGCAAGACCGGCCGAGGCCAAGUCGUCAACGCCGAUAUGGUCUCCGGGACGCGCUACCUCUCGACCUUCCCGCUCCUGCAGGCGAACGACACCGCGUCGCCCCACUUUGGCCGCGAGCGCGGGACGAACCUGCUCGACGGCGGCGCGCCGUUCUACGACGUGUACACGUGCGCGGACGGCCGCUGGGUGAGCGUCGGCUGCCUCGAGCCGCAGUUCUUCGCGACGUUCGUGCACAAGUUCAACCGCGCGCUCGCGGAUGCGGAGGGCGCUGGCGCGUGGCGCCCGACACCGUCGACGCAGCUGCACCGGAGUCUGUGGCCGAGGCUGCGCGAGUAUAUGGAGAAAGGGUUCAAGUCUAAGCCGAGGCGGUUCUGGGAGCAAGUGUUCCACGGCAGCGACGCAUGCGUGUUACCCGUGCUCGAGCCCGAGGAGGCGGCAUCGCUCGCCCGGUCGUCGCGACCGCUCGCACAUCCAAACCUUAGCCGCACACCGUCGCCAUACGCUACGCCGUCGUACGAGUCCGAUAAGCCCGAGAUCCUCGAGCCCGGUCAGCAUACAGACGAAAUCCUGAGGGAAGUGGGUUUCUCAGAGAAAGAGCGACGCCGUUUUGCGUGCAACGGGGCUUUUGGCGAGGAAGCUCGCGAAGAUGCAAAAUUACGAUCUAAACUAUGACGACUUUUCCUUUGAUGACAUGUGUGUAUGAGGCCCGAUGAGUAUGUAUGUGAGACGAUCUUUUGUUUGUGAUACCGUACUAGUAGAAAUAAUAAUGCUAAUAUCCAGUGAAAAAUGCAAUGGGGAAAUAUCAUGAGCUGGGGCGUGAGGACCGUAAGCGUACAAGUAUGCAUGGAGUAGAGGUACGAUGCGACGAGAUUAUGGUAUGCGAAACGAAAUCAUGCGGGCGACGGAAACCCCGCGCCUGUCCUCGUCUUGCGCAUGUUGUGAAUGUACGGAGGAAUGAGCGGCGUGACCUGCUGCCGGAUCAUCUGCAAGCGCCCCAGCAGCUGCCUGAAGCCCACGCCGUACCCGUCCGCCUCCGCGGCCCAGUCCUGCUCGACGACCGCGCGCGUGGCCUUGUACCCAGCCGGCAACGCGAAGUUGACGACGUGCAUCGUCUGGGACGCCUCGUUGAAGAGCUGCGAGAAGGCGGGGUAGAACGUGUUUGCAAGGCUGCCUUCGAACGCGAACGUUUCGAACGGACGCCGCAUGAGGUGGCGGUAGAGCACGAGUCCGCAGAAUAGCGAGGCCAUGCUCCGCAGGUCGAGGGCGUGGCCCACAAGAGGGGCGAUGGCCGAGCCGGUGUGGAUCGUGACGUGCCGCAGCGAGGGCCAGAGGGCAGCGGAUUCGGAUAGCAGGGCCUGCUUGUCGCUGUUGAGCAGCGUGCGCAGGAGGACG